Molecule: messenger RNA, 3121 nt
Organism: Vollenhovia emeryi
Lineage: Eukaryota; Metazoa; Arthropoda; Insecta; Hymenoptera; Formicidae
Exons: 6
Coding region: 428-1717 (429 amino acids)
Source: RefSeq, a predicted model, not a curated record
AAGAAAGAUGGCUAAGGGAUCCUCUCGAGCCUCGGCAUUUCCACAACAUCGUAGGGCACAGAAUCGAUGCCCAGGCUAUUUCUUUCAUGCCAAAGUCUUUUUAGACAAUUUGUGAUGACGACGAAUAGAGAAACGACGAUAUUGCUGACGAUUGUCACGCUGUUUCAGAGUAGCGAUGUACCUUCACGAGCGAGACGCGCACUCCGAGAUAUGGUCCGGCGAUGCUGCUGCCAGCGGGACACCAUCCUGCGGACGGAAGCGCCCUCGAGAAGGAGCUCUGUCACAUCCGGAAAUCAGCGGUAACCCGGCGGAGCGUGAAAUGUCGACUUUUAUCAUCGCCCUUCGAUGGCUGAGCGAACCCGUUCAGUAAUGAUAUAAUAGUAGUAGCCGGGACACACUUCCAGGGACUAGGGACGAAGCGCAACACAUGGAAUUCACGGAGAAUCCCGUCGCCGCCGCCGUUGCCCAGGAUUAUGAGGUCUCGGACAUUCAGUGCAGCGGCGCGGGAUCGGCGGCCGAUCUCCUGACAGCGAAGAUCAAAAGGCCGGUCGGCUUCAGAGGCACGCCGCUCUUCGCGGACGACAGAUCGGCGAACCCGCUCGCCGACAUUCACUGCCAGAUCAGGCCGGACCCGAACGAUCCGCAGGAGGAUAACUACUUCCUGAAGGUGACUGACUUCUCCCGAUGCGGCAUCCUCAAGAGAAACGGAUUCAUCCACCUGCGGGUGUGGUUCCCCGCCUUUCCCGGCGUGGUGAUGCUGGCCGACCAGGAGCUGAUCCUGAUGUGCCGACCGCCCGAGCCGACGCUGCUGAGGCACAAGGCUGCCGGCUUCGCCGGCACUUUUCCGCACGGCGCCAGGGUAUCCGGCGUGGUUGAGGAGACGCCGGGCCGGCUCGAGUACGAGGUGGCCCUUUAUCGCGAGGCGACCGGCAACGUGUCCGAUCAUUCGCAGACGGUCGAUCAGGCGGUGCCGAUCGGCACGAAGCUGCAGCUGCGCGCCCGCAUCAGCCCGGACAGCGCCUGGGGCUACAUCAAGCUGCUGGAGGUGACGGUCAGCCCCGACCCGGAUCAGCCCCACGCCCCCGGUAGCGUCGUCCUCGUCAAGGAUGGCUGCAGGAAUCGCGAUUUCGCGUCCAUCAUUCCCCACCAGCCGGCGCGGUACCGCGAGCGCAAGAACGAGGUCUUCCUCGACUUCGAGGCCUUCCUGCUGAGCUCGAUGAGGGAGCGCUCCACCCUUUGGAUCCACUCGCAGAUAAAGGCCUGCAUGGAGCCGCAGGACUGUCAGCCGGACUUCUGUCUCGAUCUCUUCGAGCCUUCGGGACACGGGAAGAAGAGGAAGAGGGCCGUCGAGGCCAGUGUGGAAGUACUGGGCGAAUUCCUCCCGAAGGUUGAGCGUUUGAUCAAAAGGUACAACGACUCCACGCCGUACACCAAGUUCAAAGAAAAUAUCGAGUACACGGUGAUGAUGCCGGACGACCUGUACGACAAAGUAACGGCCGGCCUCGAAGGUAGCUGCGGAAAUUUUCUCUACGUGGCGACGGGACUGGGUGCCCUACUAGUGUUAUCGGCCUUUAUCAUGUGCUACUUGGCAUCGCGUCUUCACAACCUGUCCUCGACGGUGCAGCAGAGCAAGUCGAUCGACGAGCUGGUCAGAGACCGCACCAGAAAAUAUUGCGACACCACGCCCGGCUAUACCGGUCGCUCGACCAUGCAAUAGAGCGACGCGCGACUGAAUAUAUAUAUAUAUAUAUACAUAUAUAUAUAUAUAUAUACAUAAAUCACUCGCGUCAAAUCACUCCUUACAAAGUUGCACGAUGUAACACGCGCGGAUAUCGUAUCGUGUUAUCGUAAUUAACGUUACUUGAAGACUAGGAUACUUAUUUGCGCGAAGGAGGGCAAUGUCACGUUUACGAGCAGCUUGACUCCCCGCUUGAAAAAACGCGAGAUGUGUCUCGACUUAAUCAUCCGGUUGAUACGGCACGAUACGAUAGUCGCGUUGCAACUUGGUCGAGGAGCGAUUCCGGCCGCGAGCUCUGAAUUCACGUUCGGACCAGCGAACGACGCCGCCCACCGUGGAGACUAAAAUAGUUCUCGUAACGAGGAGCGCCCGGUGGCAAAUGACUGUGCUUCCUGCGUAGAAUAAAAUCGACUUAACGACAAAUGUCCGAGUGGAAAUAAAUUGGGAAUUCGCGAAAAGAAUUUCAACGUGGAAUAUCUGCUUCGCGGCGCAGAUAUCAUGGACUUAGACGACGCGUCUCACGAGGAAGCACUUUUUUCAUUUUUCUACAUAGACACAAGCGCACGUAGAGCCUCUCUGUCUCUUGCCCAAUUUUUCACUCUUUUAUUUUCUAGUACAAACGGCGUUUAAGAACAACUUCUGCCUCGUACGAUUGCCGAUCAUUUGACUGCUUAUCGGGCAGGCUGGACGAGAAUUGCGAAAAAUUGAGUUGUACUCAAUCGCGUCUUCCUCGCGAACUUUAUUCGUUUAUCAGUUAGCUCGCAACGCACCAUUCUCCAAAUCUUUCGCGCACACGAUGCAAUUUCCGCCGAAAGUUUCACGAUUUAUCGAUAUUGCUCAAAACAAUAGUCUCGCCACGACGAGUCUUUCAAACGUGCAAUGCUAUCACGUGACCUGAUGAAGCGAGCGGAUCGCUCGUGUAAUAGGAUAAUAAGUACCCUCGCCGAAUGCGAAGGGGCUCGAGCGGGAACAUUUGGGGUGGUUGCACGAAUUUAUCUCACCUUGUAAAUAAACACAAUUACGGCUCGCAUUUUACAGCAUAAGUUUUAACAGCGCAGAUGUUUUUUACGUAUAUUAUUACGAGAAUCCAUAUAUAAUAUAUCGCAAUUAAAUAAAAGAUAUCUUAGAGGAGGUCUACGACUCUCGAGUUCUUGAGACAAUCCGUUUCUACUCGUAGUAGAGGGACGAGAAUUAAUAGGAGAGAAGAAAGCGAAGAAAAUUAACUUGUUCGCCGAAUUGUUAUAUAUUCAGCUGAGUAUGUUGGAGCAAUCAAUAUGCGCCUGUGCAUUGCACGUUCAAUAACUUCGCGUGUCUCUCGAAAUUAUUUAAAAAAUGCUCUAAACAAAAUAUUGAAGUUUUAUAUAUUUAAUAAUGCAGUGCGAG